CAGGUGUGACAGGCUUCCUCUCACAUAACCAAAGCAAAAUGUGGACUAUCUCUCGCUCUCCUGUGGUAGAUACAGCAUCUGUGGUGGAAGGAUACAGCGUAUAGUGAGAACAAGAAAUUGGAACUUGAAACACAUCAAGCAGGUGUGAUGGAGGUCGGGCACACUGUGUGAACAAUGUGUGAGUCAGCGAUCCGUCUCUUUGAGCAUUAGCAGUCACACUGGGCAGGAUGAUCUACCUGGCUCACACAGCUCACUGGCAGUUCGUGGGCCUGAUAUCCGGCUUACUGGCGUGGAUCCUCAUCGUGACCACGGUCGGCCUCAACGAGUGGCGGCUGUGGUACGUGGCCGAUGUGUCUGUCAUCAGCUCGGGUGUGGCCUGGGUGGGUAUCUGGAGGGCCUGUUUUUACAGCCAUGCCCUUCCCAAAACAGAGAACUGUUGGAGCAUCGGCAUCUCGGACCACUUUGCUCCUGCAGAGAUCCCAGCGGCUCAGGUGCUGAUGGUGCUGGCAAUGAUCUUCGGCCUGGCGGGAACCAUCAGCGCUGCAGUGGCCAUGAGGAUGGUCUACUUCGCUGUGGAGGAUCGCAGGCACAUACGGCUGGUGUUUGUGCUGGCAGGGACCCUCUAUGUGCUGACGGGGAUGUUCUGCUUGGUGCCACUGGUGUGGAACAUGCGCUCUGUGCUGAACAACAGCACCAUAGACUUUCCUCCCGAGUUCCACCUCCCCUCAGCUCCUGUCAGGCAGCAAGUGGGCUCCGCCAUUGGAGUGGGCAUCUUCGCCUCCAUAAUGAUGCUCAUAAGUGGGUUGCUGUUCCUUUGCUACCGCUUCGCCUGGCAGGCCCUGAGCUCAGAGUCCCCCAGAGACACCAGGGACCCACUCCGUGGUCCCUGGACAGAAACCACCCUGGCACAGAAGUCUGAGUUGGCAAAUAGAGACAACCAUGGCAGGGAUAAUCCUGCAUUUCACAGUGAAGAACAUUUUACUAAUGUACAAUCUUAGAUUUUCAUGUUUUUCAUUCAUUGAAAAAGUGACUUGGACAAUGUCAGGGAAGAAAAGUCACAUUUAAAACUCAGAGCGGCUGAAUAAAAACAGUAUGAGUUUAGCCUAUAUGCUGGAGCAUUUGCCAUGUCAUAUGACCAAGAAUGCUGUGAAAUACACAUUAGUCCAGCAUCAAAAUACUGCAUCAUCCACAAUAAGUCAUUGUCAAUUCACAAUAUCUCUUUGUAACUUAUAACUAAAUAAAUGCUAACUCAUUAGCAAACAGUUGCCCAUUAACACCUCCAGCAGAGUUGUGUUUCUGUUCACAGGAUCAAUCUAUUGUAUUGAUUAUUCAGUAUUAACUGUAGCUCUUCAGCUGCUAAACGCUCCACUAUGUUUACUAGCUUGUUGCUGUCGUCUGCCUGCCAUUUGUGCCGGGAAGCUAACAUACAGCGGGUUUACACAUCCAGCGGAUAUGGAGCGACCUUAACAUUUAUUUAGAGUUGUAUUUAUGUCCACCCGAUGUAUGUAAGUCUGAAGGAAGUUAUUUAGCUUCAGUUAGCUCUUAAGCUGCUAUGUGCUCCACCAUGUUUUCCAGCUUGUUGCUAACAAUGUCUGUUUGGCAUUUUCAGUGAAAAAGUUGGCUGCCUGAAACAGUGAGAGCGGUGAAAGUGAGUCAACUGUAGGGUGAAUCAGAAAACCAAAACAAUGAGCUAAAAGGAGCUAAAACGCUAUAAAUUGUUUGUCACUACAAGCAACACCCUUGUUUUACAUCCAUUAUUAAUAUAAAAGUAUAGAUUUUUGCUGCCUUAAUAUUGUCCUGUAUUACAGCGUUUUGUGUAUAUGAUCUGGAUUUCUGCAGUCAUGUAAUUAAUAAAAUCUACAAAUCCCA
This is a messenger RNA of Dicentrarchus labrax (European seabass), 1869 nucleotides long. It is a transcript of the gene cldn34a, whose product is annotated as claudin 34a. Gene Ontology annotation, biological process: cell adhesion; bicellular tight junction assembly. Gene Ontology annotation, molecular function: structural molecule activity. The coding region runs from base 228 to 998 and encodes 256 amino acids. The transcript is spliced from 2 exons. Lineage: Eukaryota; Metazoa; Chordata; Actinopteri; Moronidae. The record is from RefSeq and is a predicted model, not a curated record. Gene Ontology annotation, cellular component: plasma membrane; bicellular tight junction.